Messenger RNA from Plasmopara halstedii, 1608 nucleotides. Its product is annotated as major facilitator superfamily. Bases 1 to 1608 code for a protein of 535 amino acids. Lineage: Eukaryota; Oomycota; Peronosporomycetes; Peronosporales; Peronosporaceae. The transcript has 5 exons. Gene Ontology annotation, molecular function: transmembrane transporter activity. The record is from RefSeq and is a predicted model, not a curated record. Gene Ontology annotation, biological process: transmembrane transport.
AUGGAAGAUAAAAGCGAGCUACAUGUGCGCUGGCUCGUGCUGUUCUUAUCGUGCUUACUAAUGAUUGGCAACUACUACUGCUUUGACAAUCCUGCGGCCCUCAAAAUUCAGUUGCAACAGCACUUUAGUUAUAUUCAUAAGGAUCGCUACGAGUUCCUCUUUAACUUGUUGUAUACGCUAUAUUCAGUCCCAAACAUCUUGCUACCGUUUUUUGGCGGCGUGCUCGUCGAUCGCUUUGGUGCUCGCGUGAUGUUGUUCGCGUUUUCAACGGCAAUUUUGGCGGGUCAAUUUAUUUUCGCGACGGGCUGCUCGCUUUCCAGCUUUAAUUUAAUGCUGUUCGGACGAGUAAUCUUCGGUUUUGGUGGAGAAAGUUUGGGCGUAGCGCAGGGCACACUUGUCGCGUCUUGGUUUAAGAACAGUGAACUUGCACUGGCCUUGGGCAUUAAUCUUAGUGUUGCUCGACUUGGAAGUGUAAUCAACAAUGAACUGAGCCCCUUUGUUGCGCAAGCAUUUAGCGUGUCGAAGGCGCUUUGGGUUGGUGUCAUCAUGUGUAUGGCAUCCGCAUUCACCGUGCUGCUAUUGAUUCCAAUUGAUCAGCGAGCCGACCAGCUGACGAAAAAACGAAACCAGAAGAAAGAAGUAUGUGAAGGUGAUAGCAUUCACUUUAGCGACGUUAGACACUUCCGCCUAGCCUUUUGGCUAUUGGCCUUAAGCUGCUUGGUGGUUUACGGUUGUGUCAUACCCUUUAAUAAUGUAGCAAGCAGUCUUUUGAUGGAGAGAGACUUUUUUAAAGAGCCUCCCGAAUUGUGCAGACGGUGUGGAGAUGGGCUUUACAUUCGGAAAAUCGAUUGUCAAGAAAUUGUUGAUGGCUGCCCAAGCGUUCCGCCGUACGGAUGGCCGCUUCCGCUUUUGUCGACAAACUGCACGAUUAAAGAGCCGCUGGAUCAGUGGAAUUGCUCUAGUUCGCCUCCACUCAUCGAAGGUGACAAGAUUAAUUGCGACGAAGAAGCUUGGAAAGUUGGCCCGCUGACCAAAAUGUACUGUGCGACGAAAACGAACGCGGCUCAAAAAGCCGCUACGCCUAUGUCAAUCCCAUACAUAAUAAGCGCAGUCAUCUCUCCGUUUCUCGGCUUUGCGGUCGACCGAAUUGGUCUUCGCGCUAUGCUGGCAUUGGUGGCCUCUCUAGCGCUGACCUUAGUCCACAUUUUGCUCGGACUAACUCAAGUUUCACUCUAUGUGCCAUUGUUGCUACAAGGAGUUGCCUACAGUGUGUUCGCUGCGGCACUGUGGCCAUCUGUUCCAUUUGUCGUUGAAGCCAAACAUGUUGGUACUGCUUACGGAGCGAUUACUGCUAUUCAGAACAUUGGGCUUGCGCUGUUCCCGCUGGCUGUGGCUUCUGAAUUCAACCAUAAUAAUCGAUACAUUCCAGGGGUGGAGCUGUUGUUUGCGUCAUUUGGCUUGUUGGGCAGCAUCGUAGGGGUUGCUUUAAACGUGGUGGACUUUCAGAACGGAUCGAUUUUGAAUCGCAAAGGCGCCAAGAAAAGACGGGACUUUAUGCCGGACGAGGAUGGAAUCGAUAAGGAGGCGCUCCUGGCUGCCGAGCGCUGA